AUGCUGGUACACGUGUUCUCAACCAGUAGUAAGGUGUUACCAUACUACCUGACAGGCUACGGUUUGCCCGCAAUCGUGGUUGCUGUAGCAGGCGGGAUAAGUAAGGGCGAAGGGUACGGACACGAGCAAUAUUGCUGGCUGUCUACCGAUCGUGGAUUCAUCUGGAGCUUUGCUGGACCUGUCGCUCUCAUCAUCUUGGUGAAUUUCGUGUUCUUGGUAGUGUCUAUCCGUAUCGCCUACUCUGGCCGUGCUGCAGUCAGCAAGGACGCCACCAACUCACAGAAUAUCAAGAUAUGGAUCAAGGGGGCAGUGACUUUGACCUUCCUCCUUGGAAGCACAUGGGGUGUAGGGUUCUUCUUUCUCAGCGGGGCAUCUAUACCCAUGGCCUACGCCUUCGUCGUACUCAAUUCCCUACAGGGAAUGUUCAUCUUCAUCUAUCACUGUUUGGGUAACGACCGAAUCAAGAAGGAGAUGGCCAAGUUUCUACUUCGUCAGCCAUGCCUGCCUGAUUGUCUAAGGGUCAGACUCGAAGUUGUCGCUCGCGUCGGUAGCAAUGUGUACAGCUUAACUCAAAGCUCAACAGUAUCGACCAACAAGAAACCUGACACUGUUGCUCUUUCAGAGAAGAAGAAAGACGUGGUUCAUCCCGUGGUCUGUGUACAGGACGUCGAUGAGGAUGAUGGCAAGCCCAGGUCCUGGCUCUACAACCGUAAUGGAGCCGAGGAGACCAAGGUGAUUCCUCCCUCCGACUACCCUGAACCAGACUACUAUUAAGUCUACAGCGGAAUAAUUAUAUCCAAAUCAUAAGACCCGCUUUUAAACUGUCCAGACUCAAGACUUACCUUUUCCUUACGUUUACCUUUCCUGACAAGUGACGAUUCUAAAAU
Molecule: messenger RNA, 887 nt
Organism: Strongylocentrotus purpuratus (purple sea urchin)
Lineage: Eukaryota; Metazoa; Echinodermata; Echinoidea; Camarodonta; Strongylocentrotidae
Product: adhesion G protein-coupled receptor L1-like
Exons: 8
Coding region: 1-774 (257 amino acids)
Biological process (GO): cell surface receptor signaling pathway; adenylate cyclase-activating G protein-coupled receptor signaling pathway
Cellular component (GO): membrane
Molecular function (GO): G protein-coupled receptor activity
Source: RefSeq, a predicted model, not a curated record